UUCAGUUACAACAAACACACACACAUGUGGCUGCUUUCUCUUGGUAUUUAACCAAAAACCAGUCAGUAAGGGAACAGUCAGUGCAAACAGGGAAAGGCUCAGAGAAGAGGAAGGAGGUUGACGUGAUUUCCGCAGGCUGAGACCCGCUCAGACCGGGGAAAGGAGUUUCCUGAAGUUGACACUGAGCGGAUCGUUUCCACAUCACCAGAGCUCUGCUGCUGCUACAACAUGACUCUCUGACUCCUCAUAGACCUGCUUCUGUUUCUCUUCAUCUCUGACGAGAGGAUGAGCUCCGACACUGAAGACACAGAGGCGAGCCUGCAGGCCCAGCUAGCCGAGUACCGAGCUCAGGCCGAACACUGGCAGGGCGUGGCGACGAUCUGUGAGCUGAGCAAACAGGAGGAACUGGCAGAGCUGCAAAAACAAUGUGAUGAAGAGAUCCAGUCGCUGCAGGAGGCUCUCAGAGAGACAGCAGAGCAGUAUGAGGCCAGGAUAUCUGUCCUUCAGUCUCAGCCUGUGGAGUGGAGGAGAGCCAGCUCACACAACGUGAUCAGUGGAAGGAAAGGCAGGAUGGACGCAGAAGUCUCCAGUAAUGAAUCCCCGACAUCGAUCAACAACAGCCUGACGGAGGCAGAGGCCACGGCGUCGAUGGACAGGAGGCACAACCAGUUAUCAGAGCUCGAGGCGGCGGCGGAGGGAGAAGGGGCGCCGCUUUCGACAGAAGCGUAUUUUUCGCUGCGGCACUGCGACUCGGCCUCGUUGUCGUCCUUCUCCUUAGACACGCCCUCUCUGCCCAGAAAACUCCACGCUCAGGAAGACACCGACUCUCUGGUCUCCACGGGAACGUUGGUGCCUGAAGCCAUCUACCUGCCGCCGGCCGGACACCGGCUGGUCACGCACGGCGACUGGGAUGCACUCAAUGCUCAGGUGUCAGAGCUGCGAGGGGAGCUGAGUCGGCUGCAGGCUGAGAAGGAGGACCUGGAGAGAGAACUGGACACACAGACCAACCACACACACAAACAGGUGUCAAUGCUCCAAUGUCAAGUCCACACUUCAGAGGCCCUCCUCCAGGACUUGCAGAAAUCUUUUAGCCAAUCACAGAAUGCCGUCCAGAGUCGGCUGGCAGAGUUAUCGUUUUCCCAGAGGAAGGUGUGCUGUGAGCUGUCCAGACUGAAAGGAGAGGAGGUUGAAGACGAGGAACCAGACUCAUCAUUCCCAGCAACACUGCAGGGGGCGCACUGUGAGGAGCGUCUUCGCAUCGAGAUUGUCAACCUGAGGGAGCAGCUGGACACCCGGACAGAGGAGAACGAAGUUUUAGAAGUGCAGCUGUCCAGUCUGAAGACGGAGACGGAGAGGAUCCAGGCUCAGAAGGACCAGAUGCAGGCUGAACUGCUGGCCUGCCGCACUGAACUGGAAGCCCUGCGGGUGGCGCUGUCUCACGUGCAGAGCACCAACAAGGCCCUCAGUAGUGAUAAAGCGGCCCUGCAACAACAGUGUCUGGAGCUGCGUAGCCAAGUGAUCAGUCUGCGCUCCCAGGUCGACACCAGCCAGACUGUCCAGAUGGACUUUGUCCAGCUCUCCCAGUCGCUGCAGGUGAAGCUGGAGUUAAUUCGGCAGGCUGAGAGUCUUGAACAAGUCCGGGAGAUCCUGGAGGAGGGAGUCAGUGAAGGUGGUUCCUCGCCUGCAGACGCCUCGUGAGUUAUAGUCACAUAGGAACCAAAGAGCACAGAAGAUAAAACAUCUCAACAGGGAUCAGUAAGGACCAACUAACCACAUGAAAUACUGUCGUGACCACUGGGAUUAUCGCAGCUGGUGCUGCUAGCACUGUAUUGGAUGGAUAUUCCUAAAGAGACCUAAAGAGAUGGUUCGGUGUCGGUGACUGAAACCGUUGCUUACGACCAAAGUGAUUUUUUUGAUGAACCAUGAAUGCUUUUAGGACACUAAAAAAAAAAAUUCACAUUCCCUUUUUCUUACAUCCAGUAACAUGUUUAUUCCUGUACUAAUACACAUGUAAAUGUAUUCUGUUGAACUGACAUGACUCCAGCAAAACACUCAACAUUCCAACACUUGAUUCUUCACUGUAUCAGUAUCAUUCAUGUGCUAAACUACGCAAUCAUUCUCAUAUGCAAACAUUUUUUUGCAUCUUCUUUGUGAAGGAGGACCUCUAAAUGUAACGGAUCACAGUGCAAUAAUGAAGAAAGGUGAUACAAAGUAGAAACUCUCCUAAAUUAACUGCAUUUCAGAGGUGAUUUUUAUUAUAUACAUCAAUGUUUAUUUUUUAUGCUAGCUUAGCAUUGUUAACUAUUCCUGUUCUUACUACGACCGUAUUCGCUUUUAGACUUCAAGCUAAUAUAAAACUGUGAAAUACAGUAACUGUAUUUAACAAAGCUCAGAAUGAGGUUUGUUUUUCAAAAUAAAUGCCCCAUAGAGUAACUGUAUUUAACAAAGCUCAGAAUGAGGCUUGUUUUUCAAAAUAAAUGCCAAAUAGAGUAACUGUAUCUUAACAGCAGGCUCAGAAUGAGGCUUGUUUUUCAAAAUAAAUGCCACAAGGAGUAACUGUAUUUAACAAAUCUCAGAAUGAGGCUUGUUUUUCAAAAUAAAUGCCCCAUAGAGUAACUGUAUAUUAACAGCAAGCUCAGAAUGAGGCUUGUUUUUCAAAAUAAAUGCUGCAUCGAGUAACUGUAUCUUAACAGCAAGCUCAGGAUGAUGCUUGUUUUUCAAAAUAAAAGCCCCAUAGAGUAACUAUAUCUUAACAGCAAGCUCAGGAUGAGGCUUGUUUUUCAAAAUACAUGCCACAUAGAGUAACUGUAUCUUAACAGCAGGCUCAGAAUGAGGCUUGUUUUUCAAAAUAAAUGCCACAAGGAGUAACUGUAUUUAACAAAUCUCAGAAUGAGGCUUGUUUUUCAAAAUAAAUGCCCCAUAGAGUAACUGUAUAUUAACAGCAAGCUCAGAAUGAGGCUUGUUUUUCAAAAUAAAUGCUGCAUUGAGUAACUGUAUCUUAACAGCAAGCUCAGGAUGAUGCUUGUUUUUCAAAAUAAAAGCCCCAUAGAGUAACUAUAUCUUAACAGCAAGCUCAGGAUGAGGCUUGUUUUUCAAAAUAAAAGCCCCAUAGAGUAACUGUAUCUUAACAGCAAGCUCAGGAUGAGGCUUGUUUUUCAAAAUAAAAGCCCCAUAGAGUAACUGUAUCUUAGCAGGAAGCUCACGGGGAGGCUUGUUUUUUUCAAAAUAAAAGCCCUAACAGAAGCUAGGUGAAAAUGUAUGAAGAAAUAUGAAUGUGUAACAUCUUGUCAGUUUGUUCUGUGUUAAUACAAAUAUUGAAAAGUAAAGAUAAACUGUCAA
Sebastes umbrosus (honeycomb rockfish) is the source of this 3339-nucleotide messenger RNA. It is a transcript of the gene rabep2, whose product is annotated as rabaptin, RAB GTPase binding effector protein 2. The coding region runs from base 286 to 1698 and encodes 470 amino acids. Gene Ontology annotation, cellular component: intracellular membrane-bounded organelle. NCBI's taxonomy places the organism in Eukaryota, Metazoa, Chordata, Actinopteri, Perciformes, Sebastidae. The transcript has 12 exons. Gene Ontology annotation, molecular function: growth factor activity; GTPase activator activity. The record is from RefSeq and is a predicted model, not a curated record. Gene Ontology annotation, biological process: endocytosis.